This is a messenger RNA of Varanus komodoensis (Komodo dragon), 1758 nucleotides long. It is a transcript of the gene CCDC38, whose product is annotated as coiled-coil domain containing 38. Gene Ontology annotation, cellular component: centrosome. The transcript is spliced from 14 exons. Lineage: Eukaryota; Metazoa; Chordata; Lepidosauria; Squamata; Varanidae. The record is from RefSeq and is a predicted model, not a curated record.
AUGUGAAAAGAUGGCAAACCAAGAAGCCCUUUCAGAAGUAUGGGCAAUGAAAUCUAUCUUUAUAGAGAUAUAGAGUGUACUGAAAAAGAAAAGUUUAGAACAUCUCAACAAGAUUUGAAAGUGUAUGAAAAGAGCACUAUUUCCUCAAGAGCCAGGUCUCGAAAGGCUCUCAGAAAACUGGAAGAAGUUAUUGAAAGAGAUUCACGGGGAGAAAUAGAAAAAGAAAUUACUGAUCUAAACUGGGCUCUUACUUUUGCAAAGUGUUGUCAAAGUGAUAAACAGUCUAUCACAGAUUAUAUUAGUGAACAGAAGGAGCUGUUUCUACUAGAGUAUGCUGUUAAGAUAAAGCAAUGCACUAUGUCAAAGCUGGAGAAAAUGGCAGCGAAAGAAGAGAGGAGAGCCAAAAUAGCUGAAACAAAGCUGGAAGAAGAUACAGUUGCAUUUGAGGAGUUUCUCAGAGAAAAUGACAGAAGUUCUAUAGACGCCCUUAGACUGGCAACUCAAGAGGCGAAAUCUAAAUUGGAAGUUGCAGAUGAAGUGAGGUUAGCAAUGAAUGAGGUGUUCUCUCUUAAAAGUGAAAUUGCAUACACUGAAGAUCUUCUGAGACUGUAUUUAUCCUAUGAAGCUUUUUUGCUAAGUAUUUCUCCUAAGGAGUGGCAAGAACAGCAGCUAGCAAAAAAGAAGAACUGGAAAAAAGAAAGAAAAAGAGGCCAAUCAAAAUCUUUUAUUUCUAUUUCCGGUCAUGAAAAAAGCAAGCUAUCAGCCUCUUUCUUAUUACAGAAUACAACAGCCAAAGGGACACACAGUAAAGAUCAACUCCAUGGCAAGAAAACAGGGAAAUCAGCCUCAGUAAUUUUUGUUGACCUCGAGGAGAAAAAGAGAAGCCCACACAGCCAAGCAGGUGACUAUAGGUUCUUUAGAAAGCCAUCAAGACAAGCACUGAGCCACAGAUUAUCCUUGGAAAUGAAAAAAAAGGGAUCAACAAGCUGUGAAAGAAGUCUCUCUCUCGCUUCAGAGGAUGAAUUUUCCUUGGAAGACAUACAAAGUGAUGAGGAACCAGAGAUUUAUUUCAAAGACCCAGAAGAAUUACUUCAGAUGAUCCACCAUCUUGAGGAACAGAAUCUUUCACUUUUUCAAAACAUUCAAGAAAUCAGUGGAACUUUGGAAGAUAGACACCAGACAGAAAAUGCCAUUUGCCAGCAAAUGGAACAAAAACUUAAGAGCCUACUAGAUGAAGAAAGAGCUCUUGCAGCAGCUUGUCUCAGAGAAGAGGGAAAAAGUGCAGAAGUGGCAUUGAAAGCCAAAGUGUUUUCUUCAGGAGAAUAUGAUCCAGCAUCCACGGAUAAAAUGCUGAAUUCACUUAAUAAAAAAAUAGGAGAGGUAUACAAAGACUGCUAUGGAGCAGAUGAAGUAUCCAACAUGACUUCAUUUUACAUGUUGAAAAGAAUAGAAAUUCGGGUUUCAGAACUUUGUGAGAUGCUGGAAGCACUUCCAAAAGAAUACCUCGAUACUUUUGAAACAAUUGAAAAACUCAGGGCAAAAGAAAGACGAAAAAGAGUACGUGAAGACAAAUUGAAAGAACUGAGAAGAAUCCAAGAAGUGAGGCUGAAACAUGCUCUUGAGAGAGCAAUUGCUGCACCAAAGAAAAGGGAGGGAAGAAAACUGAUAUAUCGCUCACAGCCUCCAGAGAUUAGACGGAGAGAGAAAAAUGUCAUUGAUUUAACAACAAGAAGUGAAGAUGAUUACUAUUUUACUUGA